AUAUUCAGUCUCAGUGUGCGGAUCGUCUUACUACUUGUCAUUUUUAUGUCACCCGUUUUGUGAUCUUCAAAUAAUUAAUUUUUUAAUUUUUUUUUCUUUGAAUAAUUUUUAGUAACAAUUUUGUGAAAAGUGUGAACACAUAAAAAAACACAAUGUCGGUUAUAUAUAAAAAUACAAUGAACUCGAUUGGCAAGUUUGUACCUCAGAAAUUUCAACCACUGUGGAAUCAUCCAGCUGGUCCGCAGACUAUAUUCUUCUGGGCACCAGCUUUUAAAUGGGGACUUGUAAUAGCUGGCCUCGGUGAUCUGCAGAGGCCAGCAAGUCAAAUUUCCAUUAGUCAAUCAACUGCCUUAGGCAUUACUGGCUUAAUCUGGACCAGAUAUUCUUUAGCGAUCACUCCAAAAAACUGGAGUCUUUUUAGCGUAAAUCUUUUUGUCGCGCUAACAGCUUUGUAUCAAGUUAGUCGAGGAAUAAUGUAUCAAAGAGAACAAACAACGUUAAUUGCAACAGCAUCUACGAAAGAAAAAUAGCGUCUAUUUUUAAAUAAUAUACAUUCCCAGAUAUUCAAAUAUUUAAAUGUAUAUAUUGAAAAUAUUGACAUUUUAAUAAUUUGAUGAUACUUGUGGAAUGUGUUUAAUGUUAUGAAACAAACAAAAAAAAACAAACACGAAAUUAGAAAAAUAACGAAUUUAUUAUCAGGAUUGAACAUGAUUAAAGACUAUAGUUCAAGAUGCACUUUAUAUAUAUAUAAUAGGAAUGCAUUCAACAUAAGAAAAAAUAAUAA
This is a messenger RNA of Apis laboriosa (Himalayan honeybee), 784 nucleotides long. RefSeq names its product mitochondrial pyruvate carrier 3-like. Gene Ontology annotation, cellular component: mitochondrial inner membrane. Gene Ontology annotation, molecular function: pyruvate transmembrane transporter activity. The transcript has 4 exons. Gene Ontology annotation, biological process: pyruvate import into mitochondria. Bases 153 to 530 code for a protein of 125 amino acids. NCBI's taxonomy places the organism in Eukaryota, Metazoa, Arthropoda, Insecta, Hymenoptera, Apidae. The record is from RefSeq and is a predicted model, not a curated record.